Zerene cesonia (dogface butterfly) is the source of this 921-nucleotide messenger RNA. Its product is annotated as photoreceptor outer segment membrane glycoprotein 2-like. The record is from RefSeq and is a predicted model, not a curated record. The transcript is spliced from 6 exons. NCBI's taxonomy places the organism in Eukaryota, Metazoa, Arthropoda, Insecta, Lepidoptera, Pieridae. The coding region runs from base 1 to 921 and encodes 306 amino acids. Gene Ontology annotation, cellular component: membrane.
AUGGAGUGGAAUGGACCAAACCACCCAUUUGUAGUUUGGGCGUCUUGUUUCCUAUGGGCUAUAUCAGUUUUUUCGAUUAUAUGGUCUUUACUUUUAUUUUUAUGUGUAAGCGAUAUGUUAUUUUUUACGGGAACGGACUUAGUGAAUGCACUUAUUCUACUCUCUGGAAUAUUGAUGAUGCCAACAACUUUAUUUAUUAUGAAUUCUAUUGCAACUGGGAAAAAAAUUAACCACAAGGAUAAAGUUUUAUGUUGCCCAUUAUGGCUUUGCAUUGUUUGUAUAAUAUUCAUAAAUGUAAUUGGUGUUCUUUUUUGCAUACAUAAAAUAUAUGUAUGCCAGGAAACGACAAUGAAAUUUAUUACAAGCUGUAUGAAGAGUUAUAAAACGGUACCAAAAUAUAAGAACUUCGUGGAUAAUCUACAAUGGACUUUUAAAUGCUGUGGGUUAGUUUCGUACAAGGAUUGGUAUAAACAAGACUGGCAUGAUAAAGUUGGUGAAUAUGAAUUGGAGCCAUCGAAUGCUAAACAAACGAAAGCAAAAAAUGUAAAUGAAGUGGACAGUGUCCCUUUAAGCUGUUGUAAAAGUGGAUCUUGUGUAUCAAGUUAUCUGAAAGAAUUAGGAACUCAUUCCAUAAAUACAAGUGGGUGUGGUCAAAUUUUGUACCGCAUUAUUAUGAUUUCCAUGAAUGCUCAUCUUGUGAUGUUUGUCUCAGUGACACUUCUAGAGGUUUUCAUACUCCGAACUAUCAUUAUAGAAGGACGAAAAAAUUUGCUUGAUAGCACAAGGAAUUACAAAAACGUAAGCCAUAUUAUGUCAGUGAAUGAAAAUUUUGAUGCCUCAAGUGGAUCAUAUCAAUAUAUUGUUCAAGACAGUGACGAUGCAGUAGAAUAUGAAAAAUCUCUCAAUCAAAAUGAUUAUUAG